Molecule: messenger RNA, 2281 nt
Organism: Drosophila subpulchrella
Lineage: Eukaryota; Metazoa; Arthropoda; Insecta; Diptera; Drosophilidae
Exons: 4
Coding region: 362-1660 (432 amino acids)
Biological process (GO): regulation of transcription by RNA polymerase II
Cellular component (GO): transcription regulator complex; nucleus
Molecular function (GO): DNA binding
Source: RefSeq, a predicted model, not a curated record
GUAUCGCUGUGUGUUUAGUCGCCUUCGUCGCUUGGAACGCGAAACAUACGACAUUGCCAACAAUUCCAACAGUCCGCCGCCAAUUCCCGAGCACCGUGCACCGCCGACCACGAGUUUUUCGAAUUCAACAUUUUUGAACGUUACGUCAGUUGCAGCAGCAACAAAAAUAUUUUUGGCGCCGUUUUAUUUGUGCGCCGUGUGUGUUGCGUUUUGAAAUCGCCAUAUCUGCCAGCUAAGAGCAGGCGAUUUUCUUCGCAUUGACUUCACCUAUUCGAGCCAGGAGUUUUCGGAAUCAACAGCCCACCGAAAAAACCGACAAAUAUUCGAAAAGGCUGUGUGAGGGAAGAAACCACCUUCGAAUAUGACAACCUCAACGCGCAGCAGUAGCAAUACGAAUAGCACCAAUAAUCCCCACAACGACAGCGGCAGCACCACCACCUACAACCACCACAGCCCCACAGGAUCGGGAUCCGGAACCGCAGGAGCCACCAUCGCAUCCACGAAUCGAGUGAUGCAGGCGGACGAGGACUUCAACAUCCGCUUUGUCAACCUGGUGCGCACCCACAAAUGUCUCUACGACAAGAAGGUGCCAGAAUACCGCAACAGGGACAACCAAGAGAAGGCGUGGGUCCUAAUUUCCAAGGAGACUCGUGAAAGUGUAAUACACUGCAAGGAGCGAUGGCGGAACCUGCGCGCCUGCCUGUCCCGCUACAUAAAGCAGCAGUCCGGAUCGGAACCGCAGCACAAGCCGUAUUACCUGACCGAGCACAUGGCCUUCCUCCUGCCCUUCCUCAAGUCCAGUCGAAAUUCCCUGGAGGGCAACAACAGUUUGGCCACCUUGUACCAGAUGUCACAGCAGCACCUGCAGCACCACCAGCCAUAUCUCCUCCACCCAGCCAUCCAUGCGCACGAGGAGCACAAAUACUGCGCCAGUACCAACAUCAAUAAUAACAAUAGCAUCAGCAAUAUCGGAGAUGAGGUCCUGGAGCUUAAGUACUCGAUAUCCGAGAAGGACGAUGAGGAGACUAUCGAUGCCUUCGACCCGGCAGUGACCAACUCGCUGGGUCUGAAGCGUCCUCCGUCCACGCCCACUCACAGUUCCGCCCACCAAAGGGGCGGAGGUGAUUCGCCUGCCAGGAGCGAUACGGCCAGUGCGGACAGCAUGAAGAACUUCAUUCCGGAUGUCCAGCUGGCCGAGACUGGUUCACAACUCAUGUACAAUGAUGGCGGACACGGCACACCACCGCCUCUGCACUACCACCCGCACUCGCAUCCACAUCCUUUGUCCCUGGCGAUGGAACAUCAUCCUUCCUUUGAACCCGGCAGCACCAAGAGAAUCAAAACGGAAUGCGAGGCCACCAGCACGAUGACGAAUGCAGGAAGUUUCUACGGCGGACUGAGUUCCUCGGAACUGGCGGACAUGGAAUUCUUCCGCAGCAUCCUGCCAGAUCUUGCGGCUCUGACUCCCCAGCAGCGUCGUAAGUUCAAGAUUGGCAUCCUGGAGCUGAUCGACGACGUCGUAACCCGCUAUCCCGCCCAGGAGCACUGCAACGGAGGAGCUGCAUCAGGCGUGGUCAAUGGCAGUGGAGGAAGUAGUAGCAACGGGGGAUCUGUGAAGCAUCAGAGGCGCAGCUCUGGACGCGAUUGGCGAAAACAAUGAAGGCAUGGGAGGAGAAGCGGAAAGUCACUAAUCCUUAACUAGAAAUAUGAUAUGUUUAGUUAGAAGCCUAAGGUGAAACUGCAGUUGAAGAGGUUACUAAUCGGUAUCCAGGCUAACUUCAGUCUGCUCACUGUUCAUGUGUUGUGUACGCUCAAUCAGAUGAGUAAGUAAAUGUCCUUAAAUGGUUUUACAUUCACGAUUUGGGUUCCUUAUCGAUAAGAACAAGUCGUCCGGUAUUAUAGUUUUUAUAAAAACGUUGAUAAAAAUUAAGAGGGUUUCAUUUCAAAUGUUUUUUUUACAAAUAACGGCACUGUUCAUAUCGAAAUCGAACACAUUUCAACGAACUUGGAAUAAUAAGGUCUCCUGAUAAGCCAUUAAGCUCUAUAAGAAGUAGUCUACCUAUACCGAAACUACAAAAAGGACACGUACUGUGUUUUGGGGUAUUCCUGACAGCUUCGUUUAGAGCGAAAAAACUAGGUUUAAGAAACUGUAUAUAUGCUGCUGCUAAAGCUUAAACUAUAGAAUCGAUGUACAAAGCUGUUCCCAUUUAAGUCAAACAAAGAGAAGGAAGGAAAUCAAAUUGCUGUGUAAAAUAAUAAACAAGUGAGAGUAUGGAAAUUA